AUGAGUGAACCAGAAGACGAAGGUGUCAAACGCACCAAGGUAUCUCGCGCAUGUGAUUAUUGCAAAAAACGAAAAUUUAAGUGCAGUGGUAAAUCUCCAUGCAACCUCUGCACCAAAAAGAAACUUGAGUGUGUGUUUAGUAUAAUCGAUAGACGAACUAUUCGCCGCAAGAACAAAAAGCGUAAAAUCAAAAAGGAAGUAGUGAAGCCAGUUAUUGACAACCAAACCUUAAAUUUGCUUACACAAAAGGCUAACAUCCCCCUGCAUUACCAACCCUUACUCAUAUUCCCCUUGCAUAACGGUAUCAACAACGCCAAUGAUAUAACCGGUGGUCAUAAAUUGAUGGUUAAACCAGAGGACCCUCCAAAACUAAUUUUUGAUUCUCAGGGAAAUUUGCGAUAUUUCGGUGAGACAUCGCCACUAUCUCUUUUAUUUGAAUGUCGUGCGAUCUUCAAGGACAAACUUGGUGAAUCAGAGUUCACAACACAAGGAACAUGUCCUAUAGUUGACGAACCAGAAGAAAGCGAGGAUGUGGUCGCGCCUCCGCCAUUACCCACCAGAGAAACAUUCAAUCGAAUAUUCGAAGUCUUUCUAAUAAACAUCAAUCAGGUAUGUUAUGUCUUUGAUACCAAUUACUUUACCAAGAACACAGUAGAGUUCGUAUAUGCUGAUCCAACCUGUGCUAAUUGCCCCAGAGACAAAAUCUCGUUGAUAAACUUGGUUAUCGGUGUAGGGUUGAAGUAUGCUGAACUUUGCCAAGACCCAAUUGUAGCCGAAUUCACGCACCUGGCUGCAAAUUAUAUGGAGUUUGGUUUGGACUUGGCUAAUCGCUACAUCAACAAGAAUAAGGUUUGGGUAAGUGAAGCUUAUUCUAUGGCAUACUAUUACUAUCAGGCUGUACAACAGCGCAAUACUGCUUGGCUUAUGUUGGGUACUGCUGUGCGUAACGCUCAAGCAUUGGGUCUUCACCGUAAAUUUAUCAAUGAUUCAUUUGAUGACCCAGGAUACCGUCGCCAUCGCCGGAAAUUAUUCAAGAGUUUAUAUGUGAACGAUUACAUCGUUUCACUUUUGCAUGGAAGACCAUUACACAUUGACGAUUACGACUAUGAUGAUUUUGACAAUGAAGAUAUUUUUGAAAUUGACCGUGAUGGAAACCAAAUCAAAUCGCAAAAACUUCUUUGCUUGAUUGAGACAACAAAGUUGUACAGAAUCACAGGAAAAAUCAUCAAGAAUUGCUACAGCCACAGCGACAAGAUGAAUGGAAUCAUUGCUGAAAAGUUGGCAAUUGAGCUAAAACUAUGGUCAGUCAAUUUGCCACCAUGUAUCCAAAUUGAUAAAGUGGUAGAAAACACCGAUAGCAGAACUCACCAUAGCAUUGAUACUAUACGCGAUGCAAAAAUCCCCUUGUUGCUUGUCCAUCUUUCUCAAUUAUACGCCAUUAUUUUACUUUGUCGCCCCUUUUUCAUGUAUAUAAUAGCAGUUAAAGCUGGAAAGAAGAAAGCUUCCAAGCGUAUGAAAUCCAUUGAAGAAAUCGCCAUUUGCAAUUUUGGAAAAGCUGCUGUCAAAUCAUCAAUCUUGGUGAUACAACUAGUUGACUACUACGUUGGUUACAUUCAAUUCUUACCCAUGAGGGUCGAAUCUUACGGGGUAGUCCAUGCCACAUUCAAUGCUGCGUUAAUAAUCGGAAUGUCAAUGUUAUACUACGAACUAAAUGGCAGCUAUGAUGAUCCCGACUACCUGCGGAUUAAUCUGAUGGGGUAUCUCAAUACGGCAAAACAGGUAUUUCAAUUUUAUAGUGACCGCAAUAUAAUGAGUCAACGGUUUUAUGACUCUAUUGAACUGAUGCAGCUGGCAUUAAUGGGUAAGUUUGGGUUUGACAUUCAUGGAAACGACAAGGAGGUGAAACAGGAAGUUAAACAGGAGGUGCUCAAAAAGUUCCCCAUGUUUAACUACGAUGAUUUUAUUGAUAAUUUUGGUGCGUUAUUGCCCAUGACGACCAUGGGGCAAUCGGUUGAUCAGUACUUGUCCGAAAGUUCAACUACACUGUCGUUGUUUGAAAAUUCUGUCAGUCAACCUUUGGAUAUGUUUAUGUAUGGUAUGGGAGAAAUAAAUAUAAACACUCUUGAGCGUUAG
Spathaspora passalidarum NRRL Y-27907 is the source of this 2133-nucleotide messenger RNA. It is a transcript of the gene ZCF26, whose product is annotated as Zcf26p. The record is from RefSeq and is a predicted model, not a curated record. Gene Ontology annotation, biological process: regulation of DNA-templated transcription; DNA-templated transcription. The coding region runs from base 1 to 2133 and encodes 710 amino acids. Gene Ontology annotation, molecular function: DNA-binding transcription factor activity, RNA polymerase II-specific; DNA binding; zinc ion binding. Lineage: Eukaryota; Fungi; Ascomycota; Pichiomycetes; Serinales; Debaryomycetaceae. The transcript has a single exon.